CCGUCAAACACCGAAACCCCGAAUUCCCUCAGAGCUCAGAUCGAUUCCUCCCCUCGCAUGGAGCAGGAGCGCCCACCGCCGGCGACAAAGAGGGCAAGGCCCUCACCUCCGCGAGCCCAAGACGCCGCCGCCUCUGCAGAGGACCGGCUGAGCGCGCUCGACGAUGCCAUCCUCCACGCCAUCCUCGCCCGCCUGCCGCUCCGCGACGCGGCGGCAACGACCGCGCUCUCCCGCCGCUGGCCGCGCGUCUUCGCCACGCUCCCGCGCCUGCUCCUCCACCCCGCCACCUUCAACCGCCGCGGGUUCCCGGACGAGGGCUGCGAGGACUACUGCGAGGACCCCGCGCGCUGGAUCGACGCCCUCGACUCCGUCCUCGACAGCCGCGCUGCGCCGGUCGCCGCGCUCGAGGUCCACGCCAGGUUCAUGUUCCAGUUCCGCGAGUGGUUCCGCGACGUGUUCCGCGAGCUCUGCGGGAGCGGCGGCCUCCUGGAGCUCACCAUCGACAACACCAAGCACUCCGAGUCCGAGCGCUACGCGCUGCCCACACCUAUUUACAGCUGCACCACGCUCACCUCGCUGGACCUCUACAACUGCCGGCUCCGGGUGCCAGGAAAACUCACCGGCCUGCGAGCCGUGCGGUCGCUCCGGCUCCGCAACGUGGUCGCCACGGACGCGGACGUCCGUCGCUUGAUCUCGCGGUGCAGCGCUAUGGAGCAUUUGGAGAUUCAGGACAUCCGCAGGGCGCGGAACAUCGUCAUACGCUCGCCGUGUCUUGAGAAGCUGGACAUCUGCUCGGACCGCCCGCUCUGCAUCUCGGUGAAGAGGGCGCCACGGCUGGACACGGUGGAGUUGAGUCUCUUCUAUUAUGGUUGGAUGAUCCGCGACAGCGACACCAUGUACUCCGAUGAAAACUACUCAUUGUUCGAGAUCAGGAAGAUGGCAGAGAGGGAGAAGCAGAUAGACGAGAUCGGGAAUUUGGUUACAUUUAUUGGUGGACUUGGCUGCACCAAGAAGCUAACAUUGAACAUGUGUACUGAAUAUUCCAAGGUCUUGAGCAAGGCUAAGGUAUCAAUGCCUAAGAUAUUGCCCAAGAAAAGCUGUUUGCUCGGACUGGAAAUGCUUACCCUCAGUCUUGAUCACAAUCAUGAAGCACUUGCCACCUUAAUUUCAUGCCUGCUGAACAGCUGUCCCAACCUCAAGAAUCUCAAAAUCAUUGGUGCUGCUCAUGAUGAUCGUUGGGAGAGUCCCACGCCCUUAGCUGCAGAGUUUUGGGAGGAGCAGAUAAAUGGAGAUCGUGUGCUGAAUCACCUGUCAAGUAUCACCAUCUACGUCGAUUCACUAUUCGAAAACUACCCUUGCCUGGGUCUCUGUCAGUUCCUGGUGAUGAAUGCAAGGAUCCUCAAAAGAAUGAGCAUCCAUUAUUACCGCUGGCAGCUCAAGAUGGGGCAGGUGGUCCUGGUUGAAGCUGUCAGAAACGAAGUCCAGCUCUGGCCAAGGGCUAAUCCGAAUGUCCUGCUAGAGUUGUCUCCGGUUGAUAGCCACCCCAACUACUGAGGUGCGAGGUAGCCAUCAGAUCAGGGGCUCACUUGCAGUCGUAUACCUUUCGUAACUACUGCUUUCUGCUCAGUGCCUCUUUAGUAGUAUGGACCUCUUGCUAUCACCUUCUGGAUUUUGUAAUUGUGGUGGCUAUUGUACCGACCAGUAUCAAUCUAUGCUCUUAGAAGCUGUCAUGGCAAACUUACGUUUCCAGAAAACUGAAACCCUGAAAAUUUGAUUCACGAUUCCGUA
Molecule: messenger RNA, 1788 nt
Organism: Panicum virgatum (switchgrass)
Lineage: Eukaryota; Viridiplantae; Streptophyta; Magnoliopsida; Poales; Poaceae
Product: F-box protein At1g60400-like
Exons: 3
Coding region: 58-1554 (498 amino acids)
Molecular function (GO): protein binding
Source: RefSeq, a predicted model, not a curated record